Molecule: messenger RNA, 909 nt
Organism: Bufo bufo (common toad)
Lineage: Eukaryota; Metazoa; Chordata; Amphibia; Anura; Bufonidae
Product: gastrula zinc finger protein XlCGF8.2DB-like
Exons: 1
Coding region: 1-909 (302 amino acids)
Biological process (GO): central nervous system development; regulation of transcription by RNA polymerase II
Cellular component (GO): nucleus
Molecular function (GO): RNA polymerase II cis-regulatory region sequence-specific DNA binding; DNA-binding transcription factor activity, RNA polymerase II-specific
Source: RefSeq, a predicted model, not a curated record
AUGUCAACAAGAGCUGAAUGUAGGAAACCUUUAGAAAUGAAAUUUAAGGAAACUCAACAAGGUGAACGGUCAUUUAAAUGUCCAGAAUGUGGGAAAUCAUUUAUUACAAAAACAAAUCUUGUUGAACAUCAGAGAAUUCACAUAGGAGAGAAACCCUAUUCAUACUCAGAAUGUGAGAAGAGUUUUAGUCUUAAAAUAAAUCUUGCACGUCAUCAGAAAAUUCACACAGGAGAGAAGCCAUUUUCAUGUACAGAAUGUGAAAAGUGUUUUAGUCAGAAGUCAUUUCUUGUUCAACAUGAGAGAAUUCACACAGGAGAGAAGCCGUUUUCAUGUACAGAAUGUGAGAAGUGUUUUAGUAACAAGUCACAUCUUGUUCUACAUCAGAGAUUUCACACAGAAGAGAAGCCGUUUUCAUGUACAGAAUGUGGGAAAUCAUUUAUUGCAAAAAGAAAUCUUGUUGAACAUCACAAAAUUCACACAGGAAUUAAACCGUAUUCAUGCUCAGAAUGUGAGAAGAGUUUUAAUCUUAAAACAAAACUUGCACGUCAUCAGAAAAUUCACACAGGAGAGAAGCCGUUUUCAUGUACAGAAUGUGAGAAGUGUUUUAGUCAGAAAUCACAUCUUGAUGCACAUCUGAGAAUUCACACAGGAGAGAAGCCAUUUUUAUGCUCAGAAUGUGAUAGUUGUUUUAGUCAGAAAUCACAUCUUGAUGCACAUCUGAGAAUUCACACAGGAGAGAAGACAUUUUUAUGCUCAGAAUGUGAUAGUUGUUUUAGUCGGAAAUCACAUCUUGUUGUACAUCAGAAAACUCACACAGGAGAGAAGCCAUUUACAUGUACAGAUUGUGGGAAAGGAUUUACUCAAAAAUCAAGUCUUUUAAAACAUUUAAAAAUUCACACGAGGAAGUAA